Messenger RNA from Leptosia nina, 2241 nucleotides. NCBI's taxonomy places the organism in Eukaryota, Metazoa, Arthropoda, Insecta, Lepidoptera, Pieridae. The record is from the annotation of a GenBank genome assembly.
AUGAAUUUUAUUAUGUAUAUGGGCGUCUUCGGCCUACUAAGUGGAACCGUUAAUUCAAUAGGUGAUGAAUACAAUAUAUUAAAGAAAUUUCGAAGUAUUCCGAAUGCAAUAGACGUAUUCGACAUAGUAAAUGGAACAGACAAUUUUGAUGCUAUACAGAUAAAAGCAGAAGAUAAUAUAGCGAUACAAUUAAAGGAAUUCAAACCACCGUUAAGAAAACUUACAGUACCUUUUAAUAUACAAGCAAUUGUAAGCAUAGAUUUGGAAAGCUGUAUGACGUGUUGCGUAUUCUCAAUAGUCACAAAUCAAGCUUCGAAUUUUUCUCUAUGUUACGAUAUAAUAGGAAUAGACAAGAUCAAAAUCUACCUUCAAGGCAUUAACCACGAAAACAAAGGGAAAGCUUUGAACAACGUUGUUGAAAAUAGUUGGAAAGACAUAGUACUACGUGUUAAUGAAGAUAGUGUAAUAGUAUAUGUUGAUUGUGAAAAACUUUACGAAACGAGUACAAAGGAGAAUCAAGAUAUAAUAUUUGAAGAUGAAUCGACUCUGUAUUUGGGAAGGUUAAACGAAUUCGAUGAAACCAACUAUCAGAGUGCGAUCCAAGCUAUCAACAUAACCCCAGGAGAUAAAUCAAUAGAAGAUAUUUGCCCAAAAGAUUUAUCCGACAUAACUCUCGCAAAUUCGGGUGGACAGCACACUGACCAACCGAAGGCGGCUUUUCUAACGAAAUUUGCAGAUACUUUUUCAUCAGAUAGCGAAGAAGAAGACAGUGAUAAGGAGAAUGAAAACGGAGAUUAUAGUGAUGAAAGGAGUGGAGGAGAUACUACUGAUUCACUAGAACCCCAAGAUCUAAAAGGGCUUGAUGGAGAAAGGGGGAUGUGUCAAUGCACAGAGUCCAUUGUAUCAGAUAUACUACAAAGCUUGAUCAAAAGUACACCAGACCUACGUGGCCCUCGUGGAGAAGAUGGUUCUACGGGGAGACCUGGCCUAACGGGUUUGCCUGGAGUACAAGGUGAAAGUGGACCAAUUGGACCCCAAGGGCUAAAAGGUGAAGCGGGGAUACCUGGUUUACCUGGAGGGGACGGUUUGACAGGCGCAAAAGGAGAACCAGGAAAAGAUGGAGUCGCAGGUCCGCCGGGUCCGCCGGGAGAAUGUGUCACAGUUGAGAAGAAAACAGAAGACACAAAAGGUGAUUUAGGACCCAUGGGACCACCAGGGACUCCUGGUCAUGAUGGUACUAAAGGAGACAAGGGCGAUAAAGGAGACCAGGGAAUUAAAGGUGACAGAGGAGAUGAAGUGACAAAGAUUAUCACUUAUAAGGGUGCUGAUGGAAGACCUGGAGCUCAAGGUGACAAAGGAGCGCCUGGAGAACCAGGAUUAAAUGGACUACCGGGAACACCAGGAGCGCAUGGAAGGCCAGGGACGGAUGGUCAAAAAGGUGAAAAAGGUGACAGAGGCGAUAUAGGUCUACCAGGUCUUCCAGCGAAAUUGACAUCGAUUUUAGACACAACUAUAGACCCUGAAGAAACUUCAGCUGUGGUAGAAAAACUGAGAGGACUUACGGGUGAUAAAGGUGCGACAGGUCCAAAGGGAGAAAAAGGUGAACUAGGGUUCAUAGGAUUACAAGGCCCUCCGGGUAAGGAUGGCAGUGAUGGAACACCUGGCGAAAAGGGACAUCGGGGACAUACAGGAGAAGCCGGACCUGUAGGACCAAAAGGUGAUAGAGGUGAACCUGGUCAGCCAGGCGCACCGGGAAACGUACCUGAGGCUGCCAUCAGCUUACUUAAAGGGGCGAAAGGAGAUAGAGGAGCCCCGGGAAAAACAGGAGAUCGUGGACAUACUGGUCAUCCAGGGAAGAGAGGUCCCGUUGGCCCACCCGGGCCGAAAGGCUCAUCAGGUGACAGAGGUCCAACUGGUUUCAAAGGUGAAAAAGGAGAUAGAGGAACAGAUGGUAGAACUGGACCGAAAGGGGAAAAAGGUGAAAUACCUUUUAUAGACUACAAAAAGUUAAAAGGUGAUAAGGGCGAUCGGGGUGGAGAUGGAAUGCCAGGUGAAGAUGGAAGGACAGGAGACCCUGGAACGUGUGACGCCACUACUUGUGUUUCAUAUCCAGGCCCACCAGGGCCUCCAGGUCCCCCCCGGAACUCCUGGAGUUUCUCUCACUGGUCCAAAGGGGGAACCUGGUGGUAUUGUUUUUCAGAACGGGUUUGGGCAAACAGGGAAGUUAUUCGACGAUACUGA